Messenger RNA from Penicillium antarcticum, 1338 nucleotides. Its product is annotated as Zn(II)2Cys6 transcription factor domain-containing protein. The transcript has 4 exons. Gene Ontology annotation, biological process: regulation of DNA-templated transcription. Bases 1 to 1338 code for a protein of 445 amino acids. The record is from RefSeq and is a predicted model, not a curated record. Gene Ontology annotation, molecular function: zinc ion binding; DNA-binding transcription factor activity, RNA polymerase II-specific. NCBI's taxonomy places the organism in Eukaryota, Fungi, Ascomycota, Eurotiomycetes, Eurotiales, Aspergillaceae.
AUGCCAGGAGUACCGUCAAGCCGAGCAUGCGAUGAAUGUCGCAAGCGAAAGAAGAAGGCCACCGCUGACGGCCCAACCCAGUGCAAUCUGGCAAUGCCUGUCUGCGCUAGAUGCGCACAGCUCAAGAUCAAGUGCUUUGGCGUUGGCCAACAACGAUACAAAUUCAUUAACCGAAAUGCCACGGGAUUAGAGCCCCUACGCAUAGUCUCCAGCAACCGGACGACGCUCAUUACUGGGCACUUGAUAUCCAGGCUCGAAGUCAGGGAUAUUCGUUACGACACGAACUGCUUUGGCGCUUUUCUACAUCUUAUCCCCAAGCGCAUUGGGGCUAACAACGCCCUUGACAUAGCAGCAGAUACAUUUGCUACUGUUUAUUCAAAUUUACACUUGGACCAGUAUCCCGUGCAGGCACUUGUCAAGCAUGGGAAGGCGCUGACAGCCCUGCGGGACUGCUUGAAGAUGCCUCUCGAUGGACAGGUUGCUGAGAUUGCAACGGCCAUAUAUUUCACUAUGCUCAAUGAUGUACACGGUAUUUCUAGCCAAGGGAUGACGGCCCACUGGAAUUGGAAGUCUAAGUUUGAGCUGGAAACUCUCCUGACACUCACUGGCAUCGUGGUCAUGGAAAGCUUGGGCAAUCCCCGAAUAAAUCUAGAGCCAUGGGUGUGGAAUGUGCUCGAAAAAGUCGAAGCUCCAAAAUCCGCUGAAGACCGCCACUUGCAUACUGAAGCAAUGAGAAAAAGCCCAGACAGGUUUCCGAGCCUAGAGCUGCGCCGCAUAAUUGAGACCAUACAGAUGAUCCGCGAGCCGGCGCACCGCUCCUCCGAUCUCCAAUUCAAUUACAACUUACUACUAAGCGACUUGGAGAAAUUAAAUCGCCUACCAAAGUCUCUCUUCUUCAACAACGAACCGUCUACGGAUCAACCCUCUCCCCAGAUUCAACUCGGAAACCAAACGCGACUUGCUACUGUGCUUACGCUGGCAUUGAUGGUUAAUACGGUUCUUCAAGAGUCCUCCUCGCUCGACACAAAUUUGCUUUCUGAAAAUGACAUGCUCGUCGAGGAAAGCAUUGCUGUAAGCCAGAUACCAGAUCGAUAUAUGCCGCUAGGAGCCUGCUAUGUGACGCCUUGCCUGAUUGCUGCCUGUGCUGCGUCUCACAAUCCGAAGCAGCAAGCAGUUAUAGCUGGUCUUCUUGGUGAGAUAUCUACGACAGAAGGUACUCCGACCACCUGUGUGAUGGAUGGUGUGGGUGGGUGGAGGAGGAAAUGGGAAGAUAUGCGGCGACAAGUCCCUGGACGACCGUUGCUCAGUGCAGCUAUCUGCAGACAUGCUGGCGGAUAA